AUGCUCAAAGUCGAGCAGGCCCCGCCGCCGGGCCACGAGCGCAAACACUCGCUCGCCGAUCUCUCACGGAAUGCGUCCGUCAUCUCCACUGGCUCGUCCGACUCUGCGCCAGAGCCCCUCCUGCUCACCCCCCCGCGCCGGCCUCGCCCCAUCCGCACCUUCUCCUCCCCACGCUCCCAGUCCCCCUCGGGCCCCACAACGCCCAGGACAACGCGUCCGCCGGCGUACAUGACCAGGGAACUCGGACUCUCGCCCGAUGAGCCGACGCCAUCGGCCCCGCUUCUGCUGCAACCCCAACACGAGACUCGCUCAAACCACGAGCGAAGACAGCGCGCGAGCUCAAAGAGCAAGUCGCGCCCUGGCUCUGUCGCUCGUCCGAGCAGAGACGACUUUGAAUUCGGAGACAUCCUCGGCGAAGGCUCCUACUCGACCGUAAUCCAUGUAACACACAAGGAAUCCGGACGAGAGUACGCCUGCAAGGUCCUCGACAAGCAGCAUCUCAAACGCCACAACAAACUCCAGACCGCCAUCGCAGAGAAGAACACGCUCGUUCGACUCACUUCCGGUCCUCCCGCCCCGAAUAGCGGCAGUGGCCAGAGCGGUCAUCCUGGCAUCGUCAGAUUGCACUACGCUUUCCAGGACGAGUGGAGCUUGUUUUUCGUCAUCGACCUCGCCCGCAAUGGCGAGCUUCAAUCUCGAAUAUCUCGCAUGGGCUCCCUUUCAACCACAUGUGCGCGUUAUUAUGCCGCACAGGUUGUCGAUGCGUUGGAUUACAUGCACCAGCGAGGCGUGAUCCAUCGCGAUUUGAAACCAGAGAAUUUGUUACUCGACGAUGCCUGGCGCAUCAAGGUGACUGAUUUCGGUACCGGCAAGCUCAUCGACAUUACUGCCGAGCAUUCAACAAAGACAUUUGUCGGCACGGCGCAGUACGUAUCUCCGGAACUCCUCGAGGCCAACGAGACCAGCAAAAGCUCGGACUUGUGGGCUCUCGGAUGCGUGCUUUACCAGAUGAUCGCCGGACGCUUCGCCUUCCAGGGUCUCUCCGAAUACCUUACUUGGCAGAAAAUCAAGCAGCUAGAGUAUUCGUUUCCAGAGGGCUUCGACGAGCAAGGCAAGGACCUCGUGCGCCGCCUCCUCGUCCGGGACCCGCUACAGCGCUUAGGCGCCGGUCCACCCGGCAGCGACCUCGAUAUGAAUGCGCUGCGAGCGCACCCUUUCUUCGCUCCGAUCAAUUGGUCGACAUUAUGGACGGACCCCGCACCGCCACUCGAGACCGGCUUAGUUCGGAGGGAGGUGCCGACACCCGGACAGGGUGAUUGGGACGAUGUUGGGCAGGCGUGGGAUGAUCUCGUAGGCGAGAGUUCGGACGAGGGGAGCACGCCAGGGCAACACGGCGAUGGCAUGGCAUGGGCACCGGAUGCGGAGGGCGCGGAGUAUGCGCUGUUCGGCAAGUCACGGGCCGCGUACGAGGUUGGUUAUGUGCCACCCGAGGACGUAGGCCCAAGAGGAGAGCUGCCGGAUUAUGCCCGCGAGCGCUUGGAGAAGCCGACGGAAGCGCCGCCUACGCCCGCUGUUGUAUCAAGUCCGGGGGCUGGCGGCCCAUCGACGCCCAUGGACGGCCAUACCAUCACCGUCGUGCAGGGUAACGGCGAUAUCCAGUUCAAGCUCCCCAGUCGGAACUCGGAGCAGACACCGCGGAGCAGCAAUACGACUGUGGUGCCCCUCGCGCAGCCGAGCGGGAGCGGGAACGGGAAUGAAGACAGCAAUGGCAAUAGCGCGGUGGACACGGAGUCGAUCAGUACUGUGUCGGCUGGUACGGGCACAGAUGGGUCACCUGAUCGCGAGUCGGUUGUGGGGAAUGGCACGGGCACCGCACCCGUCAAUGUGCCAGGACCGCGGAGCCGUCGCGAUACCUACGCCACGAGCAGCUCGGACGGUUCGCCGGUCGACAAACUCGGGCCGUUCGACACGAUGAAGCUGCGUGGGCGUAAUCGGACGAGGAGCCCUAUAGGGGGCUCCAAUAACCACUCGGAGCCCCGGCCGCCGCUCGAGCCUGACUGGUCAUCCGCUCUCGCACCUGGAGAGACUAUUCUGUUGACAGGAGAGGUGGAGGAGACGGUGAUGAAGCGGCGGACCUCGCGGUUGCUAUUGCCUAUACCCGUCACACCCCGGCGGCCGAAAGUGCGGCAGCUCGUGCUGAGUUCGCAUCGUCUGUUGUGCUUGAAGCAGACGAAGAGCGGGAGGGGGAUUGGUGUGAAGUCGGAGUAUGGGCUGAGGCCCAGUGAGAAAGAAAAGGAAAAGGACAGGCAGAAGGAGGAGAGGAUCAUGGUCACGGAGGUCGCGCAGAAGGGCGAGCGCGGUUUCGUGCUCUUCACGACGAGCAAGAACGCGUUCUUCCUCGCCCAAGAUCAGACUGCGGCGGAGAACUGGGUGCUGAAGAUUAGCGAGGCUUUGAAGAUGCACGAGCAGCAGGCGCGCGAGCGCAAGCCGUCGAAUGCUAACGCACGGACAUGA
Molecule: messenger RNA, 2514 nt
Organism: Peniophora sp. CBMAI 1063
Lineage: Eukaryota; Fungi; Basidiomycota; Agaricomycetes; Russulales; Peniophoraceae
Source: the annotation of a GenBank genome assembly